This is a messenger RNA of Vicugna pacos (alpaca), 1098 nucleotides long. The record is from RefSeq and is a predicted model, not a curated record. NCBI's taxonomy places the organism in Eukaryota, Metazoa, Chordata, Mammalia, Artiodactyla, Camelidae.
GUACUUUUUUACUAUUUCAGCCAGCAGUGUCUGUUGGAAAUGUCGGCCAGCUGGCAAUCGAUCUGAUUAUUUCCACGCUGAAUAUGUGUAAGAUUGGUUACUUCUACACCGACUGUCUUGUGCCGAUGGUUGGGAACAAUCCAUAUGCGACUGCGGAGGAAAAUUCAACCGAGCUCAGUACAAACGCUGAAGUGUAUGCGCUGCCUUCAAGGAAACUAGUAGCUCUUCAGUUAAGAUCCAUUUUUAUUAAGAUUUUCUUUUUAUGCUGUCGUUGGUACACAAAGUAUAAAUCAAAGCCAUUCUGUGAGAAGCUGCUCUCCUGGGUGAAGAGCAGCGGCUGUGCCAAGGUGGUGGUUCUCUCCAGCAGUCACUCCUAUCACCGCAACGACCUCCAGCUCCGCAGUACUCCCUUCAGGUACCUACUCACACCCUCUAUGCAAAAAAGUGUUCAAAAUAAAAUGCAGAGCCUUAACUGGGAAGAAAUGGAAAAAACCACAUGCAUUCCUGAGAUAGACGAGUCUGAGCUUUGUGUCCGUAUUCCUGGCGGAGGCAUCACAAAAACGCUCUAUGAUGAAGGCUGUUCUAAGGACAUCCCAGUGGCGGUUCUGCUCAAGUUUGUUUCGGAAGGAGACAACAUCCCAGAUGCACUAGGUCUCGUUGAGUAUCUUAAUGAGUGGCUGCAGAUGAUCAAACCAUGUACUUCUGUAUUCAUUUCCUAUUUUGGGUAUGACAAAUUAUCACACACUCAGUGGCAUAAGACAAAGCAAAUUUACUGCUGUACAGCUCCGGAGUCGGAGUCCACAGCGGGUCGCACCGGGCUGACGAAGGUGCUGGCAGGGCCGAGCUUCCUGGCCUGUCCAGCUUCUGGAAGCGGCCGCAUCCUUGGGCUCAUGGCUCCUUCCUCCGUCCUGAAAGCGGAAGCACAGCAUCUUGAAAUCUCUCCGGCUUUCACUACAAGGACCCCGUGACUGCACUGGGCCCACUGCAAUGAUCCGGAAUAAUUUCCCCAUCUGAAAAGAAUUCUAGCAUAAAAGAGAACAAGCUCCAUCAGAGAGUGCCUGCUGCACCCCAGGCGCUACCCGUGGCCCACGCACCUGC